This is a messenger RNA of Cyprinus carpio (common carp), 776 nucleotides long. RefSeq lists its product as uncharacterized. The record is from RefSeq and is a predicted model, not a curated record. Gene Ontology annotation, cellular component: membrane. NCBI's taxonomy places the organism in Eukaryota, Metazoa, Chordata, Actinopteri, Cypriniformes, Cyprinidae.
CCUACAACUCACCUCCCACAUGCUGCCUACCUUAACUGACAGGAUAUAUGACACCAAAGUACAGUAAUACAUUCGCCUCUGCAGAGCACAAGGCAAAGGAAAUUACAACCAAAAUCGAAUAAUCAGACAAAUGGAUUCCAGCCCGUCUUUCAAUCAGCCUCCAGGGGCCUGCAAUUCAUCUGAGAAAUCAGCGAUGUGGCAGCCAGCAGCACCUCCACCAGCAUACCAGGACAAUCCUGUUGGAUAUCCUCACUCCUUUCCAAGCCACCCAGAACCCCAAGGCCCCUACGCCCAGGGGCUGUAUCCAGGACAGUCCGUGGUCACUGUGCAGCCUGCAGUUUUUGUGACCGCCGCUCCAUUGGCCAAUCCAGUGGCAGAUUACUUGGGCUACUCCAUCUUCACCAUGCUGUGCUGCUGCUUACCUCUGGGCAUUGCUGCGCUAGUUUUCUCCUUGUCUACUCGAAAUGCCAACUACUCAGGACAACGAGAAUUAGCAGAGAGCAACUCCAAAACGGCACGCACCCUGAAUCAUGUCGCUCUUACAAUUGGUCUCAUUUUGAUUGUAUUGUAUAUUAUCUUUAAUGUUGUGAUGUUUAAAAAUGUACAACAGUAUCCAUAACUGUUACACCUAUCAUGGUUGGACGCAGAUUAUACAAACAUUUUCAAUGUUUAAAAUGUUAUUUGCUUAAUGUGUCAAUAUUCACACAGUUAAAACAUGCUGUGAAGGCGGAUUAUUGGAUGUUUAACACAAUAAAAGCUUGACCAACUAAAAAACA